CCAGAAAACUUCAAUUUUUUUUCUCUGAAAGCUCGAUUUCAUGCGGAAGAGAAGACCCGCCGUGGUCCUCCUCUCUUCCUCGGAGGAGGAGAACGAGCCUUCGAAGCCGAGGUCCUCGAGGUCGGCAAUAGCUCCCCGCAAGAGGCCUCGAGCCGGUGCUUCCAGGAAGGCAAGUAGCGUUUCUCAUCCCAAGCCCCGCAGGUCUUCCCGGGGAGUGAAAGCGGUUAAGUUUGACAGUGGUUCGGAGGAUUUUUGUGAGGGUCUUGAAGAUUUCCACAUAGCUCCUGAAAAAACGUUAUCAGGCUUACAAAGCAAGGAAGGUAUUCAACUUUGGGUUGACAAGCAUAAACCUCAAACCUUGGAGGAGCUUGCAGUUCACAAGAAGAAGGUUGAGGAAGUUAAGAAAUGGAUAGAAGACAGGGUGAAAGCUCCAAAGGAAGAUUUUGGUGGUAACCGCACCCUUUUAAUUACUGGCAAAACUGGUGUUGGAAAAUCUGCAGCUAUUCAUGUAAUUGCAUCGCAAAUUGGAGCUGUGCUGUGUGAAUGGACAACACCAACACCUACUCUCUGGCAAGAGCAUAUACACAAUAGCAAUUUAGGAUUACGCUACAUGUCAAAGUUGGAUGAGUUUGAAUACUUUGUCGAGAAGUCUAGAAAGUAUUCACUGCUCCAUAUGCCCAAUUCAGAAGGGUCGAGGAAGCCUGUUAUUCUCUUAAUUGAUGACCUCCCAACGAUAAAUGGAAGAGCUGCUUUGGUAAGACUAACCAAGUGCUUGACAGCCCUUACUCAUUCAACUCAAGUUGCAACCAUUGUAUUGUUGACCGAAUAUUGUAAAACUGAGUCUGCUGAUAGUCCAACCCAUCAUUAUGAAGAACUUGAGAGCUCUCUUUGUAGAGUUGGGGCUUCUAAGGUUACUUUCAAUCCAAUUACUGUAAACUCCAUCAAAAGAACUCUCUUUAAGAUAUGCCAACAAGAAGGUCAUGAUGUGACUGCAGAUUUAAUAAAUUAUAUAGCAAAGUCUAGUGGUGGCGAUAUCAGGCAUGCAAUCACAUCUUUACAAUACUGCUGUUUAAGACCAGAGAAAUGCUUUUCUUGGCAGGCAUCAGCAUACAUUUCUUCCAAAAUAGAAUCAAAUGAUUCAACUCCAGUCUCAAUUUCAAGUAAAAAAGAGGGUGAGGAUGCAUAUGAUGCAUUGCCCUUGUCAAUUGGAAGGGAUGAAACCCUUAAGCUUUAUCAUGCGCUGGGAAAGUUUCUGCACAAUAAGAGGGAGAUUACAGAUCAGUCUGCUCUAGGGUCUGAUACAAUUCUUUUGAAGGAUAGCUUUCUAAGGAAUCCAUUGAAAAUGGAUGCUCCAGAGAAAAUUCUCUCCCAAGCAAAUGCUCAAGGAAGGUUGAUUACUGAUUUUCUUCAUGAAAACGUUCUUGACUUUAUAAGUGAUGAAGCAAUUGAUGAUGCAUGGCUUGUGAUUUCCUAUCUAUGUGAGGCUGAUUGCCUCCUUGCAAAUGCUGUGUGUUCGACAUAUCCUCAGACCGAUGUUAUAGCACAAUCUAUUGCUUCUUCAAUCGCAGCUCGUGGGGUGUUAUUUGGAAACUCGCAUCCACUACCUUCCAGGUGGCAUACUAUCCGUGGCCCAAAACUUUGGCAAAUCGAGCAGUCAAUGGGGCUAAAUAAGAAUCAGAUGCAGAAAGAAACAUUUGAAAGGUAUCCAUAUAAUUCGUCUGAGGUUUCAACUGAAUAUAGACCCCGAAUCAAAUGGCUCAGCUCACAGACGCCGGUUGAUGCUGUCGCACAGCAAAACCCGGUGCUUUAUCCGAUGAAAGCCGAUGAUCACGCUGAUUCUGUAAGUUCUGAUGGUUUGACAGAAGAAAGCCCCUCAGAAGAAAGCGAAGAUGAGAUCGAGGAUUGUUAGGAUGUUUUACUGUCUUGUUUGUUUGACGGAGAUUGAAUCCGGGGAGUCCCAAGGCAUGAUUACCCGGGGAAUGUUGUUGCCGUCACAAUACUAAUUGAAUCAAGCAACAAUCAUCUUUGGUGAAAAACACAAAAAUUGUGCGCAACCGCGCAAUGUGCAUAUAAAAUCAUUAGGUGAUAGUUUUCUACAAUGAUGUUUUAACUAAAACCUAUGAUGGAAAAUUGUACCAAUCUAACUAUUAUGACUAAUCUGGUUAAAAGUACUAGUCGUUCAAAGUUUAGAACAUUGUUCAUUUUAAUAUCUAAAA
Messenger RNA from Dioscorea cayenensis subsp. rotundata (Guinea yam), 2216 nucleotides. Its product is annotated as cell cycle checkpoint protein RAD17. NCBI's taxonomy places the organism in Eukaryota, Viridiplantae, Streptophyta, Magnoliopsida, Dioscoreales, Dioscoreaceae. Gene Ontology annotation, biological process: DNA damage checkpoint signaling; mitotic DNA replication checkpoint signaling; DNA repair. The record is from RefSeq and is a predicted model, not a curated record. Bases 41 to 1909 code for a protein of 622 amino acids. Gene Ontology annotation, molecular function: chromatin binding. The transcript has 12 exons.